GAAAGCAGCGUCUACAGUCUCGGCCAGCCGGAGACGCUACGGCUACAUUUCUGCAUUAAAGACGUGGCUUAAUGUCUGUUUAGGGGAAGGGAAGCGGGUUGCGUGGCUAUAUUUUCACUUCUUCUGGGUUCCCAACUCAAAUCCAGGCAGGAAAGACGCGGACUGUUUGCAUCACUUCUUCAAAGUUAUAGUGAUGUUUGAUUAAUGCUGCAUAUCUUUAAAAGUUCAGGCACAGUCAUGGCUGAUUUGGAAAUUCAGACACUUUGCAUGGAAAGUUAUGGCUCUCGAUCGGCUCGGCGUUACCAGGCCCUCCCUAAUGGAAAGCUAAGUUCUGUGGAAGAUGCCUCUGAGGCCUGGCACUUUCGUUCACUCCAUCAUAUCUUCAUGUCCAUCUUCCUGCCCCAAGGUUAUCCUGAAAGUGUGAGCGCGGACUACCUCCCCUACCAGUUCUGGGACACCAUCCAGGCCUUCGCAAGCAGCAUCACGGGGACACUGGCCACCCAGGCAGUGCUGAAAGGGGUGGGGGUCGGGGAUGAGACCUCCACCGUCGCAGCUGCCACUAUCACUUGGAUUCUGAAAGAUGGAACAGGAAUGUUGGGCCGAAUCGCUUUCGCUUGGAGCAAAGGGAGCAAACUGGAUUGUGAUGCUAAACAAUGGAGACUCUUUGCUGAUGUGCUCAACGACGUGGCCAUCUUCAUGGAGAUCGUGGCGCCCGCUUUCCCAGGAUGCUUCACGCUCAUUGUCUGCGCUAGUGGCUUUUUCAAGUGCAUUGUGGGUGUAGCUGGUGGGGCCACCCGUGCAGCUCUCACCAUGCACCAGGCCCGCCGCGACAACAUGGCCGAUGUAUCAGCCAAAGAUGGAAGCCAGGAGACCCUAGUGAACUUAGCUGGCCUACUCUUCAGUCUUUUCCUGAUCCCUCUUGUAGUGGACAAUCUCCUCCUCACCUAUGUCCUCUAUGCUCUCUUCACCAUCCUCCAUCUCUACGCCAACUAUCAAGCAGUGCGGGCAGUUUGCAUGGAGACCGUUAACCGUGCCCGGCUCCAUCUGGUCUUGCAGCAUUACUUGAAGUGGGGAGAAGUUCCUGGUCCUGCUGUCAUCAAUCCUCAGGAGCCCCUUCUGCUAGGAUUUCGUCAGCAGCUCAAAAUAACUCUUGGGGCUCCUCUUCAUGCAGUGACCUCCAGUGUUGCUGACUUCCAGAAAGCUCUUGAAGGCAAUGCUUCAAAUUACUUAAUUUUCUUCAACCGACCAGCAGGGUUGAUCUCUAUCCUGCUCCAUCGGCAAGCAGUCAGUGUGGAUGUGAUUAAAGCUUACACCCACGGCCUUCUUCUGGAGGUCUUGCUGUAUCAAGAUAUGGAAACCUGUGCCUUGGAAAGAAGGUCCCUCCUGAAUCUGCAACAUCAGUUAUGUAAAGAAUCCAGUAAAGAGGAUCCCAGGAUACAUUCCGAAAUGCAUCAGUUCUUAGACAGGAUAUUUCCAAAAUUCCUGGCAGGACUGUCAGCUGCCGGAUGGGUAACCGAUCGGAACCUCCUGGGCCCUGAGGAGUGGCGGCUGGAAUGGCUCGGCACUGAGAAGAAGAUCCUCUGAUUCUGAUUCUGGGAGAAUUUUUAUGCCAAUAACCUGAUUUAUUCAAUCCUAGAAAAGGGGGGAUCCUGGUUUCCUUGGGGUUGUCUUUUAAAAAGGCAACUGUUGAUUUGGAUUUGCCUUGCCUCACUUUACCUCUCUUUAAUUGUAAAAUAAUGAUGAGGUGCACAACAUAAGAUCUAACUUCUUUCCAAUUAAAUUUUUUUAAAUGUGAUGAAGUGUUUACGUAUUUUGCCUUUGGGAAUAAAACUAAUAUAUAUUUUCAGA
Molecule: messenger RNA, 1848 nt
Organism: Pseudonaja textilis
Lineage: Eukaryota; Metazoa; Chordata; Lepidosauria; Squamata; Elapidae
Source: RefSeq, a predicted model, not a curated record